UCUCCCAGAAAGCUCUAGUCCAACACGUCCCUCACCGCAAGUAAAAAACGAAAGAACCUUUAUUUUAUUGUUCUAACUGAAGAGCAGGGCGCUCGUGCGAUGUAUGUAACCGAUUGAUUGACGCAAUUUUGCACUUGCUGUUUCCGUUUGUGAAAUUGGAUCUGAGUUUCAGUUGAAGAGGAAAGAAAGUUUGCUGACGCAUUAAACAAAGAGGAUAAAGAAAAUGGCUGCCUUCAUCAAUCUACAUGAUUCCCCAAUGUUUCAGAAGGAGGGAUCAACAAGUUGCACAGAUAGAUGUAAAGGAAGCCAAAUGGUGGUGGAGGCUUUUGAGAUAUGUUCUCUAGAGCGGCUAGCUGAGGAGUUGAAUGAACGUUGCCAAAAACUUUGCAAAGGGUCCAGGAGAUAUAUGGCAACUCUUGGAGAUGCAUGUAUUGCAGACACCACUUUUGCUGAUUCUUUGGAAGCAUUUGGUGGUGGACAAGAUGACCCUGUCAGUGUAUCUAUAGGAGGUCCAGUAUUAUCCAAGUUUAUCAAUGCGUUUCGUGAGCUUGCCACUUAUAAAGAGCUUCUAUGUUCUCAAGUAGAGCAUGUUUUAAUUGAUCGACUGGUGCAAUUUAUGGAUGUUGAUCUCCGAGAGGCUAAGGAGUCUCGCAAACGCUUUGACAAAGCCAUUUAUGCUUAUGAUCAGUCACGUGAAAAGUUUGUUUCCUUGAAGAGAAAUACUCGUGGAGACAUUAUUGAAGAACUAGAAGAGGAUUUGCAAAAUUCAAAGUCAGCAUUUGAGAAAAGCCGCUUUAAUCUAGUUAGCGCACUUGUGAAUAUUGAAGCAAAAAAGAAGUAUGAGUUCUUGGAAUCUAUAAGUGCAAUUAUGGAUGCUCAUCUGAGAUACUUUAAGCUGGGGCAUGACUUAUUGAGCCAAAUGGAGCCAUUUAUUCACCAGGUAUUAACAUAUGCGCAACAAUCAAAAGAACUAGCUAGUAUUGAACAAGAUAAACUUGCAAAACGGAUUCAGGAAUUCAGGACUCAAGCUGAGUUUGACAAUAAUCGUUCUUCUAGUAAUAUAGAACCGUCAACAAGUGCUGAUGGCAUUCAUGUUGUUGGUAUGAGCUCUUAUGAAAACAUAGGAGCAAUUAUGCAGUCCUCUGCAAAUGGCGAAGUCCAGACAAUCAAACAAGGAUAUCUACUAAAGCGUUCUUCUCAUAGGGCAGAUUGGAAGAGAAGGUUCUUUGUACUAGACAGUCAAGGCUCUUUGUAUUAUUACAGAAAUAAGGCUGCCAAACCUGUGGGCUUCCAACAUCGCUCAACUGUCUCCGGUGAUCACAAUAGUAGUGUAUUUGCCAGAUUUCGUUCUAGGCAUAACAGGGCAUCAUCACUUAGUGAAGGAAGUCUAGAUUGCUGUAUAAUUGAUCUUCGUACUUCAGCACUAAAGAUGGAUGCAGAGGACACAAAUUUACGACUAUGCUUCAGAGUAAUUUCCCCACAGAAAACGUACACAUUGCAGGCUGAAAAUGGAGCAGAUAGAAUGGACUGGGUAAACAAAAUUACAGGAGUAAUUGCAUCUCUUUUCAAUUCUCAUUUUCUGCAACAGCCACAUCCAAGAAUGAAACAUCUGGAAAAUAAUGAGUGCACAAGUGAUGCUUCAACUGCAGUUCAACAACUAGAUAAUCAACCUAAUUUGGAUGGUAGUGUGGAAGUUAGUAGAGCUAAUUGUGUUUCUCGGAUUCUUAGAGAAAUUCCUGGAAAUGAAAUUUGUGCAGAGUGCAGUGCUCUUGAACCUGAUUGGGCUUCUCUUAAUCUUGGUAUAUUGUUGUGUAUUGAGUGCUCUGGUGUUCAUCGGAAUCUUGGCGUUCAUAUUUCAAAGGUGAGAUCUCUGACGUUAGAUGUCAAGGUUUGGGAACCUACAGUCUUGGACUUGUUCCAGUCUCUUGGUAAUGUUUAUUGUAACUCUAUAUGGGAAGGUUUGCUUCUGCUAAAGAACGAAAGAGAGGAUGAAUCAAAUUCUAUCGCAUCAUCAAUUCAAAAACCAUGCCCAAAAGACGCCAUUUAUUGUAAAGAGAAAUAUAUUCACACAAAGUAUGUGGAAAAAUUGCUAGUCAUCAGAGAAGCAAGUGUCUCUGGCAAUUUAUCUCACUCUUUGGGUAUCUGGCAAGCUGUCAAGACAAACAACUUCCGAGAAGUAUACCGCUACAUUGCAAUUUCAGACAUAAACAUUGUUAAUACAACUUUUGACGAAGUUUUUGGCGUGGAAUCGUUAAACCAUGUCAAUGACAUGCAAAAUCCCGAGUUCAAUUCUAAUGAAGCAGAUAGAAAACAAUAUGAUCCAGCAGCCUGUCAGAGAAUCAAAGAUUCAAAUGAUCAAGGGAAUUGUCUUCAAGGUUGUUCAUUGUUGCAUCUAGCAUGCCACUAUGGCAACCCAGUAAUGCUCGAACUGUUGCUGCAGUUUGGUGCUGAUGUCAAUUUGCGCGACUUCCAUGGAAGAACUCCUUUGCACCAUUGCAUUUCAAAAAGGAACUAUUCAUUGGCAAAGUUUCUGCUUCGAAGGGGUGCAUCUCCAUCAGUUAGAGAUUGUGGAGGGCAAAGUGUACUGGAAAGGGCAAUGGAAAUGGGGGCCAUAACAGAUGAAGAAUUAUUUGUGAUGCUAGCUGAAUGCCAAUAAAAAACGGUAAGCCAUUCAUAAUCAUUAUCUUCAACUUCAACAAAACUUACCGUCUUAUAUCUGUAAAGAUUAGGAAAUUUCCAACUGAUACACUUUGUAUUAAAUAUUUUUGAUUGAUUGUCGAUUUAUUUGCACUAAUUGUAACAUGUAAUUCUGUUUGCACCAAAAGUCUGGACUGAAACAUUGAAGCACUGGGAGAAAUUGAUAACGAACUAAUCUGUUGUCACAUUUUUAUGUGUGCAUUAGGAUCUCGAAGUACUUUAAUUUAGUGGAAUUUGAUUUACAAUAAAUAAUGGAUUAUUCAA
Jatropha curcas is the source of this 2961-nucleotide messenger RNA. RefSeq names its product ARF-GAP domain 4 (gene AGD4). NCBI's taxonomy places the organism in Eukaryota, Viridiplantae, Streptophyta, Magnoliopsida, Malpighiales, Euphorbiaceae. Gene Ontology annotation, molecular function: GTPase activator activity; protein binding. The record is from RefSeq and is a predicted model, not a curated record. Gene Ontology annotation, cellular component: cytoplasm.